Molecule: messenger RNA, 312 nt
Organism: Protopolystoma xenopodis
Lineage: Eukaryota; Metazoa; Platyhelminthes; Monogenea; Polystomatidea; Polystomatidae
Source: the annotation of a GenBank genome assembly
AUGCCCCCUGCGCCCUUCCCCCUCACUCCAGAGGCCGAGGCAGCGGUACCCAACCCUUGUCGGUCCAGUUGGGGUACGGACAAAGGAGCCCUUUUAGUGGCCCUCUUGUAUGUGAGACUGGUAAUUGGAAGCACCGUCAGCACACAUCAACUGCCACAAGUCCCGGAAACCACAGAAUCAUCUUCUCUUUGGCUCGGCCACCGUUUCGCUUUCUCCAGCCUCCUCCCACCCAAUGCCUCUCAGCUCCCACAUCCAUUGGCUCGUCUACUCACACACACACACACACACAAACCCGAGCGAACUGGCGUGUGA